Molecule: messenger RNA, 1350 nt
Organism: Manduca sexta (tobacco hornworm)
Lineage: Eukaryota; Metazoa; Arthropoda; Insecta; Lepidoptera; Sphingidae
Exons: 2
Coding region: 1-1350 (449 amino acids)
Molecular function (GO): catalytic activity; zinc ion binding; nucleic acid binding
Source: RefSeq, a predicted model, not a curated record
AUGAGCCAGUUAUACGGGCACCCCGAAAAGCACUGCCGAUCAGCUGAGGUCACGUGCAGGCGAUGCGGGGAAGUAGGCCACCAUGCGUCAGAUUGCUCCUUCACCACGCCAAGCCAGACGCACCGAACCACAGCACCGUAUCGAGGAAAUGCCCAGCACGACUGCACGCGGAUGGACGGUACGUGGCUGCUACCCGCUACAUUCUCACCUGAGUCACUACUCAUCGGCCAGAUCAAUCUUGGGGGAGGAGAAUUGGCCACCAUGGAGCUGCCAGCAAUCUCGAGUGAGCUGGGGCUCGACAUUGUCCUCAUCCAGGAACAAUACUCGACGUCCCGGCUCAUCCUACAGCAUGGCUCCCUGUCUCAGGCGGGAAUUUACACACAUCGGCGGGACAUCGCGGUCUCCGUUCUCCCAGAGUGGUGCAAUGACUAUUUUUACACUGCGCACGUCGCGGACCUGGACCUAAUCCUCGUUUCCGCCUACUUCAAAUACUCGGACCCCAUCGACCCGCACGCAGAACACCUGACCAGGCUACUCAGCCAUUUCAAUGGUCAGCGCAUCAUAGUCUGUGCAGAUUGUAAUGCCCACUCGCCGAAGUGGCACUGCUCCGUGCAGCUAUGCAGAGGCCGGAGAAUAACUGCGGACCGACGACAGUCAACGGUAGAAGACCUCAUCACAGCAUACUCUCUUCAGGUUGCUAACGCUGAGGGCCAACCGGUCACCUUUUGCACCGUCAACGGAGAGUCCAACGUGGACGUCACCCUGUACUCGAGGAGCUGCCAUGUCGACGAGUGGCGCGUGCACAUAGGGGCCAGUACCAGCGACCAUCGCCUCAUCACCUUCAAGGUGAGCCAGCCCACCAACCGACGCGCAAGGAAAGAGUGCAGCGAGCGGUCCAAGUUGCCGCCGGGCUUUCGGGACCGGGGUGUCGAUUGGGGCCGCUUCAGGACAAUGAUACACCUCAGAAUGGGAUACCUGGAUAUGAGCACAUCUGCUGCCGAGGCUAGCGAGAGGUUCACCGACAUAGUCGUAUACUCCGCGCGGGCUACCCUCGGCGUCAGAAGACGUAAGAAAGAGGUUGGUUACGAAUGGUGGACGCCUGAGCUCGACCGUCUACGACGGCGGUGCGGUUCCUCGCGUCGAGCAUGGCAGCGCACUAGCCGGGCGGGCAGUCCAGCAGAGGAAUAUGCUGGCGAAGUGAUCGCAGAAUCCGGUAAUGUGGACUCCUGGGGCCUCGCCUACCGGGUGUCCAGCGGGAGGAGUCGUCCUCCUGAGAAUGUCGUCACAGGCAUCAGGUUCGCGAAGGAGUUUACGGAAACCGUUGAUGAAGCCAUGCACACCCUUGCUUAA